Molecule: messenger RNA, 3702 nt
Organism: Closterium sp. Naga37s-1
Lineage: Eukaryota; Viridiplantae; Streptophyta; Zygnematophyceae; Desmidiales; Closteriaceae
Source: the annotation of a GenBank genome assembly
AUGUUCCUUCGUGCAAAGACUCAGCCUGCUACUAAUAGCACUGCUCCCACUAACUCUGCUCAGGUCAAUCCUGCAGCCACUGAUGCAUCGCCAGAUGCAUUUGUAACAGCCGCCAUAAAUCCAGCGGCUCCUCUGGAGAUAGAAGAAGCUGGUAUGGCUGCAGCAGCAUCAGCCGCUAGCGAACCAACGCUUACUGACAUGGCGGCCGUGGGUGCUGCGGAUAAGGCGGUUACUGUAGAGGUCGAUGAGGGAGCGUUCAUUGCGGCAGCAGCAACAGCUGCUGGCGAGCCAGCAUUUACUGACACGGCGGGCGUAAGUGGUGCGGAGAAGCCAGUUCCAGUGGAGGUGGCUCCAGCGAAGGCUGAUGGAAGCAAGGAGGUGGCAGCGGCCGAGGAGGGAGCAUCCAUUGCGGCAGCAGCAUCAGCUGCGCCAAGGCACGGUAAGGCAUGGCUGGAAAACGUUGCGGUUCCUGCAGUGGCUGGAGGCGAGGUGACUUUUGAGUUGACUCAAAAGCGGGGUCGACCUAGGAAAGGAGAGAAGCAGAUGGAGGCGGUCAAGGUUUCUGGGGUAGCACAGGUGUACGCUGCAGUGGCUGGUGACGUGUCAGCCAUCCCUUCAGCUGACGUGUCAGUCUCUCUUCCAGCUGAUGUGUCAACCAACCCUGCAGCUGACGUGUCACGCGCCCCUGCAGCUGAUGUGUCAGUCGCUCAUGCAGCUGACGUCUCACUCGCCCCUGCAGCUGACGUGUCCCCCGCUCAUUCGACACCUUUCACCGCGUCCAUGUCCUUGGGUUCGCCCGUGGGCGUUGGUGUUGGGAGGAAGCGUGUGAGCGUUUUGGAGGAGUUCAGUGCGGUGGAGAGGGAUGGGGAGCACACGCGGCAACAGGUGCAACAAAAGGAGCGCGAGCAGGUGAAGGGGAGAGAGCAAAGGACGUCAGCGGAGGAAAAGGAGGAGGUGUCGGAAAUUGAGAGUAUUGGUUCUGAUGAGCUGGCUCAAGCUGCUCCGGUGGAGGAAGCAGCAGCACAGCCACGCUCAGUAGACCAGGCACAGCUCGCUUCACCAGGCCCAGUGGAAACUCAGCCGCCUGCUGCAGCAGAGGCGGUUGGCAAAGCAGCAGCUGCAGGUUGCGGUGGGCCUGUUCAGGCUGCUCCGGUGGAGGAAGCAGCAGCACAGCCACCCUCAGUUAACCAGGCACAGCUCGCUUCACCAGGCCCAGUGGAAACUCAGCCGCCUGCUGCAGCAGAGGACGUUGGCAAAGCAGCAGCUGCGGGUUAUAGGGGGCCUGUUCAGGCUGUUCCGGUUGAAGCACCAGCGCAGCCAGCCCUGGUUCACCAGGCACAGCUCGCUUCGCUGGUGGAGUCUCAGCAUCCUGCUGCAGCAGAGGCGCUUGGCGAAGCGGCAGCAGUUUCUGGCGGGCCGGUUCAGACUGCUCCGGUGGAGGAAGCACCAGCACAGCCAGCCCUGGUUCACCAGGCACAGCUCGCUCCACUGGUGGAGUCUCAGCAUCCUGCUGCAGCAGAGGCGCUUGGCGGAGUGGGGACGUCCCGUUAUGGUCGGAGGCUGAAGCAGAGGAGUCUUUUCCAGCCAAACGCCGUGCAAGAGGGCCCAAGGACACGCAGAAAGCCUGCUGCUGAAGGGACUCAGAAGGCCGCACGCGAAAGUUUGAAAGGAACGCGCCAAAACGAGAGCAAAGGGCCGGCUUCCAGAGGAGGGAAGCGGCUGCAGCAGAUGAUGCUAGGGAUCCGGUUCGUGCCCGUGGGUGGUGAAUUUGAUAGAGGUGCAGCAGUGGUGCUACCGGUGUACUUUUGUGAUACAAAUGAAGGUGGUAUUGCUGGGGAGAAUGUGGUGGAGCGUGAUACAAAUGAAGGUGGUAAUGCUGGGGAGGAAGAGGAAGACAUGGAGGCAAAGGUGGAGAGGGAGAAGGCUCGGAUGCGAGAAGAGGCGCACAAGACGGCGCAGCUCUUUGCUCAAUCCACUGCUGGACGGCCUAUGCACUCCUUCUUUCUCCCCAGGCAGCGCCAGCCAAAGCCAGUCCAGCGUCUUGAUUGCUCUGCUGGUGUGGAUGGUUCUGGCCGUGUUGACGGCACAGGAGGGGUUGGCAACCUAGGGGGUCUAGUUAGGGGUAAGGAAGAAGGGGUUUCUGCUGGCAUUGGGGAGGGUGUUGCUGGGAGAGGGGCAGCAGGAGGGGCAGCAGGAGGGGCAGCAGCGGGAGCCGGUGGAAAGGUUGGUGGUGGGGGGUUCUUUGGUGCACGGGUGAUGCGAUUUCCUGGUCGGAAGGUUCCUCUGCUGCCCCUGAACCCCUUCCAUGUGACCCAAGAGACAGAGGGGAACGAGGAGGGGGGGAAGGAAGGGGAGGAUCAUCAUCAUCAUCAGCAGCAGCAGAAGAAUCAGCAACCUCGUAUGCACUCGUCAGUUGAGCCGUUUCAAAAGGAGGAUCAGCAGCAGCAGCAUUGUACGAGCCCUCCCCUCCCCCCUCUUGGCCAAAUAUGUGGUAAUGAGGCAGCUGUUAACGAGUUGCUGCAGUGGCUGCAGCAGUGGCAGAAUCGCCUUGGGUCUACACCCAUGUUUGUUGCUCAGCCUCAUGCUGCUGGUGCUGCUGCUUCUGAUGCUGCUGCUGCUGCUGCUGCUGUUGCUCCUGCUGCUGAAGGUGCUGAUGCUGCUGCUGUUGCUGAUGCCGGCGCUGCUGGUGGCGUUGGUGGUGCACCCACUGCUGAGACUGCAGAACCUGCACCUGUUGCUGCUGGCGGUUCCUUUGACGUGCCCAUACGCCCUUAUACCUCAGCGGCCGCCACUGCGGAUGCUCAUGCUGGGGCAGGUGCAGUGGGGGAUGGUGUAGUGGUGGUGGGGACUGGUGGAAUGGGGGGUGGCGGCUGGCAAAGCAGGCGAGCAAGGGCAGUGAAGCAAAGAGGUUUUUGGAAGAGCUCUGAUAAAGGGAGACCUGGUAAAAGGAGAUCUGGAUCUGGAGAGGAGAGUAGCGACGCGGAGGGCUGGAGUGAUGGUGACAGUGGUGGUGGUGGGGAUGGCGGCACGGAGCGUGACUGUAGUGGGAGUGAUUACAGUGCAGAGAGUGACUAUAACGAGGGGAGUGACUCUGAUGCAUGGAUGGAGGAGGAGGAAGGGGAGCAGCUACCGUGUGCUGUGCUGCUAACAGGACCUGUGGGGAGCGGCAAGACCGCAGCAGCGUAUGCCUGUGCAGCAUCCCUGGGCUUUCAAGUUGUGGAGGUGAACGCGUCUGACGCUCGAGACGUGGCGCUGCUUCGUGGAAGGCACGUGGGAGCGUCCGUGCUGCUGUUUGAAGAUGUUGAUGUGCUUAUAGAGGAGGACAGGGGCUUUGUUGCUCUGCUGGUGCAGCUGCUGAGUCCCUCCCGCCAGCACAACAAACGCCCCAUCAUCCUUACUGCCAACUCCUUCCCGCAGCCCUUACUCGCUUCAUCAUCCCAUUCACCAGGCCCUCAGCGUCCCAAGCCCUGCCACUGCUACACAAGAUUUGCAUGGAGCAAGCACAGCUCUCCGUUCCCCCACCUCCCCCCCUCCUCCCCCUCCUCUCCCUGCUCCUCUCCUCUCUCCCCACUGACCUCCGCUCCCUCCUCCUCUUCCUCCAAUUCUGGUUACCCAGGGAAUCAGCUAUCUCCCGCACCUCCACCCUCCAUGCUCCUAUCGGCCUUCUAUUACCUCCACUUGUCGACUUUAAGAGUGACUUAA